CCAUCCUGUGGUCACCUGAUCUCAGCGUCUAGGUCAACUUUGAUUCCUUUCUUCUUGCCCUGAUGGCCAGUGACAUACGCAGAUCCCAUCGACUCUAACUCUGCAGUCAGUGUCUUGUAUUCUUCUCCUCCCCCUAGAGUUCAGUAAUUCUGCAGCUUUGGCCCCAUCACUAACUUCUGUGUUUCUGUUCCAUUGCUGGUCCAUGGAGAUGUAAUGUCUUGGCUUUAACACCAUGAUACUUCUUUUUAAAGGAAGAGAGGGAUGGAUUUCAAAAAUACCUUUUGAAACAGAUGGUCACCAUGUUUAGAUAUUAGCAGUCCUGUAUGUGCAUGUGUGCAUUUGAAAAUGGAAGAGGGAAACAACAAUGAAGAGGUAAUUCACUUGAACAACUUUCACUGCCAUCGGGGACAAGAGUGGAUCAAUCUCAGAGAUGGGCCCAUCACCAUAUCUGACUCCUCAGAUGAGGAAAGGAUUCCAAUGCUGGUCACCCCAGCUCCUCAGCAGCAUGAAGAAGAGGACCUGGAUGAUGAUGUCAUCCUGACAGAAACAAAUAAACCUCAGAGAUCACGACCCAAUCUCAUCAAACCAGCUGCCCAGUGGCAAGAUCUGAAAAGGUUGGGAGAAGAAAGUCCUAAAAAGUCUAGAGCAGCAUUUGAAUCAGAUAAGAGCAGCUAUUUUUCAGUGUGUAACAACCCAUUGUUUGAUUCUGGGGCACAGGAUGAUUCUGAGGAUGACUACGGUGAAUUUCUGGAUCUUGGGCCUCCUGUAAUCUCUGAAUUCACUAAGCCAAGUGGCCAAACAGAAAGAGAACCCAAGCCUGGACCGAGUCGUAACCAAGCAGCAAAUGACAUUGUCAACCCCAGAUCAGAGCAGAAAGUCAUCAUCUUGGAAGAAGGUAGCCUUCUUUAUGCCGAAAGAGAUCCUUUGGAAACUCAGAACCAGUCAUCUGAAGACUCAGAGUCAGAGCUGUUAUCAAAUCUAGGAGAGUCAGCUGCUCUAGCAGAUGAUCAGGCCAUCGAAGAAGACUGCUGGUUAGAUCAUCCUUACUUCCAGUCUCUGAACCAACAGCCCCGUGAAAUAACAAACCAGGUUGUUCCUCAGGAACGGCAGCCUGAAGCAGAACUGGGCCGCUUGUUGUUUCAGCAUGAAUUCCCAGGGCCAGCUUUUCCAAGGCCAGAACCCCAGCAAGGUGGGAUUUCAGGCCCCUCUUCUCCUCAGCCUGCCCAUCCUCUAGGAGAGUUUGAAGACCAACAGUUAGCAAUUGAUGAUGAAGAGCCAGGUCCAGCCUUUCCAAUGCAAGAAUCACAAGAGCCCAAUUUGGAAAACAUUUGGGGGCAAGAAGCUGCAGAGGUAGAUCAAGAACUCGUUGAACUAUUAGUGAAAGAAACGGAAGCAAGAUUUCCAGAUGUAGCAAAUGGGUUUAUUGAGGAAAUAAUUCAUUUUAAGAAUUAUUACGAUCUGAAUGUGCUUUGUAAUUUUCUUCUGGAAAACCCAGAUUAUCCAAAGAGAGAAGAUAGAAUCAUUAUAAAUCCCAGUAGCAGUCUGCUGGCCAGCCAAGAUGAGACAAAGUUGCCUAAAAUAGACUUUUUUGACUAUUCUAAAUUGACUCCUCUUGACCAGCGCUGCUUCAUCCAAGCUGCUGACCUCCUCAUGGCCGACUUCAAAGUGCUCAGUAGUCAGGACAUCAAGUGGGCCCUGCACGAGCUCAAAGGACACUAUGCGAUCACCCGCAAGGCCUUGUCUGAUGCCAUUAAAAAAUGGCAGGAGCUAUCACCAGAAACCAGUGGAAAAAGGAAGAAGAGAAAACAAAUGAACCAGUAUUCUUACAUUGAUUUCAAGUUUGAACAAGGUGACAUAAAAAUAGAAAAGAGGAUGUUCUUUCUUGAAAAUAAGCGACGACAUUGUAGGUCCUAUGACCGACGUGCUCUCCUUCCAGCUGUGCAACAAGAGCAGGAGUUCUAUGAGCAGAAAAUCAAAGAGAUGGCAGAGCAUGAAGACUUUUUGCUUGCCCUACAGAUGAAUGAAGAACAGUAUCAAAAGGACGGCCAGCUGAUUGAGUGUCGCUGCUGCUAUGGGGAAUUUCCAUUCGAGGAGCUGACACAGUGCGCAGAUGCUCACUUGUUCUGCAAAGAGUGUCUCAUCAGAUACGCCCAAGAGGCAGUCUUUGGAUCUGGAAAGUUGGAGCUCAGCUGCAUGGAAGGCAGCUGCACGUGUUCGUUCCCAACCAGUGAGCUGGAGAAGGUGCUGCCCCAGACCAUCCUGUAUAAGUACUAUGAGCGAAAAGCCGAGGAGGAGGUUGCGGCAGCCUACGCCGACGAGCUUGUCAGGUGCCCGUCCUGUAGCUUUCCGGCUCUGUUGGACAGUGAUGUGAAGAGGUUCAGCUGUCCUAAUCCUCACUGCCGAAAGGAAACCUGUAGGAAGUGUCAGGGACUCUGGAAAGAACAUAAUGGCCUCACCUGUGAAGAGCUGGCUGAAAAAGACGACAUCAAGUACCGUACCUCUAUCGAAGAAAAAAUGACUGCUGCCCGCAUUAGAAAAUGCCACAAGUGUGGGACUGGCCUCAUCAAAUCUGAAGGCUGCAACCGCAUGUCUUGCCGCUGUGGUGCCCAGAUGUGCUACCUCUGUCGAGUUUCUAUCAAUGGAUAUGACCAUUUCUGCCAACAUCCCCGCUCACCAGGAGCCCCUUGCCAGGAGUGUUCAAGAUGCUCUCUCUGGACCGAUCCCACUGAAGAUGAUGAGAAGCUUAUUGAGGAAAUCCAGAAGGAGGCUGAAGAGGAACAGAAAAGAAAGAAUGGAGAGAACACCUUCAAACGCAUUGGACCCCCGCUGGAGAAGCCUGUGGAGAAGGUGCAGAGGGUGGAGGCCCUCCCGAGGCCCGUUCCGCAGAACCUGCCACAGCCACAGAUGCCACCCUACGCCUUCGCGCACCCACCCUUCCCCCUGCCUCCUGUGCGGCCUAUGUUCAAUAACUUCCCACUCAACAUGGGGCCUAUCCCAGCCCCGUACGUGCCCCCUCUGCCCAAUGUGCGGGUCAACUAUGACUUCGGUCCCGUCCACAUGCCCCUGGAGCACAACCUGCCCAUGCACUUCGGCCCCCAGCCACGACAUCGCUUCUGAUGGCCCCGAAUCCCCAUUGAGCAGCACAAAGCCCGUUUGGGGUAGGAGUGUGGAUGGAGAACCCUCCCCUACCCGUCCCCCAAGGCUGGUGGCUGUACCAUUGCAUCCUAAGUCAGGUUGAAGAGUAGGCUGGUUUUCUUCCCACCCUUUUCCUAGAAGGGCCACUGCUCCUGGAAGAGUGGAUGGAUCCGUAAUAAAGAUGAAGUCCCAAAUGGUA
Molecule: messenger RNA, 3334 nt
Organism: Symphalangus syndactylus (siamang)
Lineage: Eukaryota; Metazoa; Chordata; Mammalia; Primates; Hylobatidae
Product: E3 ubiquitin-protein ligase RNF216
Molecular function (GO): zinc ion binding
Source: RefSeq, a predicted model, not a curated record